UUUCGUGUUUACCUGAACGGACCACUCAUUCCUCGGUGUGCUUUGCUUUUCAGGUCGUCAGUUACUACCUGCUUCGUCUUUCCCGGCUAUAGGCUCGGGGUGGCUGUGAUACCUGCCAAUUCAUGCACUUCCUCUAUCGACGAUCGACAGCAUCUUCAACACGAGGAAGGCAGAUAGAAGGCCCAAUGAUUCGCCGUCAUCGACACGGUCGAAAACACAGCGUUCAACGUUCGGUUCGUGAAUGUGACUGCCAGCUGACCUUUUUCCCUCAUAUACAAAAUGUCUCGACCAUCUUUUGAAGAGCACUUCAAUGAAAUUUGGGGCGAACAGGACGAGAAGAGACGGAAAUCAACAAUCUUGCAGUGCAAAGCCCAGUCCACGGGCACAUGCAGCAGCAGGAACAUCAGCAGAAAACAUAACUCCCAAAAGUCGGGCAUGCGUAUCUUCUCAACAGUUUUGCCGUCAAGUCAAAAAAGUUGAAAAUAGCCACACAACUUUACAGUUACCGAACAGUGGACGAGGACGAAGCAGGGGCAUUGCGGUCCGUCUUCCUCUUCACAGUAGCGUUGCUGCACUACAGUAUACUAUUUCGCGAUUCAUGGCUGUAUUCUGUCUGUCUACCACAGUAACCGGUCUUGCUGUUUACACGUGCAAUUGGAACUCCUGCAGCCCUUAUAGCCUCCAUCGAUCAUAUAUGAGGCUACUUGUUUCUUCUGUACCGAGGUUGUAUAUCAGGAGGUCGAAUAUUUGUAGGAUGGUACAUACUAUGACUCUACAUCAUUCAGAGUUGGGGAUAAAAAAAGGUUUAAACACAUACGCUACAAUCACAAACAUCACAAAGACAGGUUGUACCUCAGUAGGCUAUAUUUGGCAUUGUGAUACAAAAGGGGCUAUUUGCAUCUAG
Marchantia polymorpha subsp. ruderalis is the source of this 904-nucleotide messenger RNA. The record is from the annotation of a GenBank genome assembly. NCBI's taxonomy places the organism in Eukaryota, Viridiplantae, Streptophyta, Marchantiopsida, Marchantiales, Marchantiaceae.